Molecule: messenger RNA, 381 nt
Organism: Agrilus planipennis (emerald ash borer)
Lineage: Eukaryota; Metazoa; Arthropoda; Insecta; Coleoptera; Buprestidae
Product: GRB10-interacting GYF protein 2-like
Exons: 1
Coding region: 1-381 (126 amino acids)
Source: RefSeq, a predicted model, not a curated record
AUGUGUGAGCAAAAGAUGAUUAUAGAUAUGCUAGAGAAAAGAUGGAAAGACGAAGAAGAAAAGCAGCUAAAAAGAGAGAAAGCUGAGGAAGAGAGAUGGAAAAAUCUGCAGAAGGAAAUCGAAAAAGGAAACGAGAGCCUAAAGGAUAAACUUGAUAAACUUGAGGAAAAGUUAAAGCAAGAAGUAGGAGAAAUGAAAAAGGACAUAAAUGCCCUGAAAAGGGAAAAUGAAGAUAAAGGGAAAAGGAUAAGCACAAACAAACAGAAAAUAGAAAUGAUGAAAAAAUCGCUUGAAGAACUAGAAAAAAAGACAAAAGAAAAAAUAAGAGAGCUAGAAGAGGAAACUAACAAGCAAAAGAAGAGAAAAUGGAGACAUGCGUAG